UAUGCUGCUUUGUUUACAUUUGAACGAGGUAGUGCUGCAUUUAAAUCAGGGUGCAGACAGUUCUGCACAGUGUCUUACAGAUUUCAACAAGACAACAGGACUACUUGAAAGUAGCACGACAUUGAGAUUAAACUAAACCUCAACCUUUCAACAAAAUCCACAGAACCCAAGAUUUUUGAGACUUCUGGGACAAGAUCAAAAUGAACUUUCAAAGUUCAUCCUCGUCUUCAUCCUCAUCCUCAUCCUCAUCCUCAUCCUCGUCUUCCUCCGAGGGGAGUAUCGCAUGGCAGGGUUUCGAAUUGACAACAGGCUACACGUUGGUGAAAGAACUGAGAGAUGGAGGCUUUGGAAGAGUGCUGGACUGUGUGAAAAACAACACUGAAGAGCACGUGGCUAUAAAGAUGCCCACAUGGAACAAUCUAGACCAUGAGGCAGAAAUCCUGAAAAAGCUCAUGAGCCACAAUUCAAAGGAGUCCAACAUCAUUGAAUACAAAGGAGACGUCUUCUUCGAAGAUACGCGGCUCCUGGUGCUCGAGAAAUUGGACAUCGACCUGUGGGACUACGUGGAGAAUUUCACACAGCCAAUGCGACUGGAACACGUCCGUACAGUUAUUCAGCAGAUGGCUGUUGCUUUGAAUGCAACAAAGAGUGCUGGCAUAAUCCACUGUGAUGUGAAGGAGGAUAACAUCAUGAUGGUGGAUCAUGUGAAGCAGCCCUUCAAAGUCAAGCUGAUUGACUUUGGUUUGGCCAAGUACAGAUCCGAAGCCCAAGCAGGAGAGCUAUUCCAAGUACUUGAAUAUAGAGCUCCAGAAAUCACCCUGGGCCUGCCGUAUUCAGAGGCCAUCGACGUUUGGUCCUUAGGCUGCGUGAUGGCCUGGAUGAUGACUGAAGAUAGUCUCUUCGGAUCAGGCUCAGACUCGGAAUACUUUACACUCCGACGCAUGAUCCGUCUGCUGGGUCUGCCGCCGCAACAUCUCAUCGAUGCUGGCCUGAGAUCGCAAUUAUUUUUUCAGAAAAAGUCUGAUGGUUUGUGGCGGCUGAAGACACCUAGAGAGUAUUUUGAGAGCGAUCUCGUCCACUCCGACCCCACGGUUUACAAGUUGGACUCUCUGGAUGAAAUGAAAACGGUGUAUUCUGAGACGGACAACCCAGCAGAGGCUGAUGAGAGGAGGGAGUGCAUCGAGCUGCUGAAGGCGAUGCUUCAGUGGGAUGAGGACGACAGAAUCACCCCCAGUGGUAUCCUCAACCAUCCUUUCAUCACCAAAAGCUACCUCAACAGCAGCUCCCCCACCAGGAGUUGCGAUGAACCGAAACCCUCCACCAGCAAGUUCAUCAUGGUUAAGCCUGCAGACCCAGUAAACAGAAUUAACCUGACAGGCUUGCCCGAUGAGGACGAUGACCUUAAGAGCAGUGAGCACGAGGACAGUGAUGACGCUGACACUGCCGAAGACACCGAGGACAGCAAGGAUGGUUAUGAUGAUGAAGACACUGAAGUCAAUGAGGAGCAGAGAAAGACAAUGAAGAAGAACUGCUUCCAACGUGUCUUCUCUUGGAUUAAGAAGAAGUUCUGCUGCUGCUGUGUGUCCGAUGUGAUGAACUGAGCAGCAGUGAUGGACUGGACUAACAUUUCGGACUCACAGUUCCUGACCUCAGAAUCCUUGGCUGGCUUUCUUGUUCUCUUGUGUUUUGAUCUCAUGACUUUUCUGUAUCCCGUUCUCAGUCUUCUUUCCCCUCACCCCAACCGGUCGAGGCAGAUGGCCGCUCUGUCUGAGCCUGGUUCUGCCGGAGGGUUCUUCCUGAAAAAGGGAGUUUUACCUCCCCACUGUCGCCAAGUGCUUGCUCAGACAGGGAAUCCAAAGGAAAUUUUGGAUUUGUUGGGUUUCUCUCUAUAAUUUUGUCUUUACUUUUGUCUUGAGAUCACACAUUUGAACUUGUAAAUAAAAUGGAUUGAAAAUGAA
This is a messenger RNA of Acanthochromis polyacanthus (spiny chromis), 1958 nucleotides long. RefSeq names its product homeodomain-interacting protein kinase 1-like. Lineage: Eukaryota; Metazoa; Chordata; Actinopteri; Pomacentridae. The transcript is spliced from 9 exons. The record is from RefSeq and is a predicted model, not a curated record. Gene Ontology annotation, molecular function: transcription coactivator activity; transcription corepressor activity; ATP binding. The coding region runs from base 201 to 1601 and encodes 466 amino acids. Gene Ontology annotation, biological process: peptidyl-serine phosphorylation; smoothened signaling pathway; intrinsic apoptotic signaling pathway in response to DNA damage by p53 class mediator. Gene Ontology annotation, cellular component: nucleus; cytoplasm; PML body.